UUAAAAAUGAAAAUAUCCUUUUUAAUCUGAUGCUUAAUAAUACUAGCAGCAUCUAAGCUUACUGUGUAUAAUCCUCAGAAAUUGAAGAAGAAGGUGGAUAAAGAGAAUGGAGGAUCCAUAAAAUUCUCUAUUGCUAACUUUGGACAUACUCCUUACGGACACUCUAUCAUUGGGAAUGUUUGGUAUAGUGAAGAAGAUAAAUCUGGAUGCGAGGAGCUCAAAAUGAAUAUUACUGCUGAAGGAGAUCCAGAUGCCUACCCCUCCCCUAUUGUACUUGUUGAAAGAGGAAAUUGUACGUUUGUAAAAUAAGGUAAGAAACGUAGAGCAUGCUGGUGGAUCUCUAGCAAUCAUUAUUGACGACAAACCUGGAGAGAUGAUGGAUCAUAUUAUUAUGGUGGAUGAUGGAACUGGAGCAGGAAUUAAUAUUCCUUCUAUGCUCAUUAGCACAAAGGAUGGAGAGUUACUGAAAAAUCAGCUUAGUCUAUGCAAAGAAGAAGGAACCAAAUCGUGUGUAUCACUCAUAGCCACCUUUGAUCUUCCUCACCCAGAUGACAGAGUUGAAUAUGAUUUUUGGUACUCAAGCUCUAGUGAUCAGGCAAUUGAUUUCCUGGUAGACUUUGAUAGGUUCAACCAAAAAUUUAAGAAAGAUGUUCUAUUCACUCCAAGGAUUGUUACAUGGCCUUGAUUAAAUUGUGAUGAUGAAUUUAAAACCAAUAAUUGCUUUGGAAAUGGAAAAUACUGUGCAUUUAAUCUAGAAAACCCUCUCAACAAUGGAAAAGAAGUGCUAUAUGAAAAUCUGAGAGAGAAAUGUCUUUACAGUAAACUCAAAAAUCAAGGUAAAGAGCAAGAUUGGUGGAAUUAUAUGCACUAUGUGCAUGCUAAUUGUAGACACGACAUUAACCAAGACUGCUCAAAGAACGGAAUUGAGUCUAUCGGAGUUGAUUUUUCCUCAAUUGAUACUUGUGUAGAAGAAUCGUUCAUAGGUGACGAUCAUGGCAAAUCUGUCAACCAAAUUUUGGAUAUCGAGAAUAAAGACUGGAAUACUAAUGGACCUCAUAUCUUCCCUGCUAUUGUGAUUAACAAAGUGGCUUACAGAGGAUUCUUGACUCCAGAAAAUAUCUUCCAAGCGAUCUGUGAAGGGUUUAAGAAUGCUCCAAAGGAAUGCAAAUCAGUGCGCCAUAAUGAGGAAGUACCUACAAAUGGGAUCAGCAUAAGAACAACGAUUAUUGUUAUCGCUGCCAUUUUAGUUUGUAAUCUAAUUCUCUUGAUGCUCUACAGAAGAUACCAUAAGAAGGAGAUGCAGUCUGAAGUCAAGAUGGCAGCUCACUCAGCAGUUUCACAAUACUUUGCUAUCAGGAACAGUGAAAGAGAACUGGAAUCACAAGACUUAUCUACUUAAGAUACUCAACUAUAUAAAGAUGAAACAUUUUCAUAAAUAUUAUGAAUAGCUUUAUGGCUCUA
This is a messenger RNA of Moneuplotes crassus, 1461 nucleotides long. The record is from the annotation of a GenBank genome assembly. NCBI's taxonomy places the organism in Eukaryota, Ciliophora, Spirotrichea, Euplotida, Euplotidae.